Messenger RNA from Phaedon cochleariae (mustard beetle), 1197 nucleotides. Lineage: Eukaryota; Metazoa; Arthropoda; Insecta; Coleoptera; Chrysomelidae. The record is from the annotation of a GenBank genome assembly.
AGGAUUCCAACAAUAUAGAGAAUCUUUUUUAUUCAAAUCAAAACAAACAGAUUUCAGCAUAUUAGCGCAUUCUCUUAGUUAUGGAACAUGUCUAGGUGCUACUUCCUUCAAUAAAAGACACGACCAAAGCUCAACUCGGCUAUUCCAGAUUUGGACCACAAUGCUAUCGACAAGUAUUUUCAUGAUGUUUCUCAGCAUCAAUAAAUCAUUAACCACAGAUGUCUACAGAGCUAUUGGUGAAUCUAUCAGUGGUAUUUUAAUAUGCUAUGUGGCAAUAUGUUCACAUUCCGUACAUUCAGUAAAGUGGAAAUUAUUAAAAAUACAACUGGAGAGAUUUGAGCAACUCUUUUAUGCCUUGAAAUACCAAUCUAGAAGAAUCAUGUCCAAAGUGUUUAUCGUGGUAUUGAUAUGGGCAUGGCACGGACUUAUUGGCAUUUCAUUGAUAUGCAUCCCCAUUAGAACGUGGCAAGAAAAAACGAUUUUCUACACAGCAAACUUCUACAUCAGUGUAGUAUCAACUAACAUUUUCAUCAUGAAUGAUAUGUUAUCAGAGAGAUAUAUGUUCAUCUGCUCGAAAUUGAAAGAGCUCACGGAAUUUCCUUGUAUGACUCGUUCCAAGCUGAAAUUAAUCAUUCGGUUCAUGAAAGCAACUGAUGAAAUGGUUGAUACACUGAAUAUCAUCUUUGGGUGGCCCAUGCUCUUCUGUGUAAACAGUACAGUUGUAGAAGUCGUGAUAGAAACAUUCUACCUAAUUACGUUAAAGCGAACGGUUGGAACACUCAUACUAAGUUCAUUUAUUACUGGUUGGAAGAUAGUGGUUCUGGUGAUCAUGGUAAUGUCGUGUAAUGCAGUGGAAGAGUGCGGGAAAAACGUGGUACAAGCUUGCUACAAGCUUCACCACAAGACAGCUAACAAGAAAAUGAAGAGCCAGAUUCUGCUGUUGGCAACAUAUGCAGAAGAGUGGCGACCAGUUUUUUCAGCAGCUGGAUUUUAUGAUGUCAAUCAAAAAUGUCUCAAUUCGAUAUUUUCGGCAAGCAUCAAUUAUCUUGUCAUUAUCAUUCAGUUUAAUAUGAUGGUAUCCAUUCCCAAGAAUACCUGAAUUAUAGUCAUGUAAAUAAGGAAGGAAAACUGUAAUUUAAAAAAGCAUGUCUUAUUAUAACUUAGGCACCUACAUCUAUUAUGAGAAAUAGAAUAAUA